AAAGAGAGAAAGAAAGUGAAAGAAAGAAAGAAAGAACGAGAGAUCACAAAGAAGAAGACGAAUUCAAAGCGAGAGAGAGAUGGAAGAAGCAAAAGCAUUAGCCCAACAACAACAACAACAUCAACAUCAACAACAGCAACAACAACAACAACAACAACAACAACAUCAACAUCAACAACAACAACAUCAGCAGCUUCUGUAUCAACAACAGCAACAACAGCAGUUACAGCAGCAACAACAACAGUUUCUACUACUCCAACAGCAACUCCACAAACAACAAGCCAUUUCUCGCUUCCCUUCUAACAUCGAUGCCCACCUCCGCCCUCUCACUCUCCGUCCCAUUAACCCUAACCCUAACCCCAUUAAUAAUAACCCUAAUCCCACUCCCAACCCUAACCCUAACUCAACCCCCACGCCUGCUCCCAAUCCCAAUCCCAAUUCUAAUUCCAAUCAGCAAUCGCAGCAGAAAACUAUCCGACCCGGAAACCAAGCGGAGCUCCAGAUGGCUUACCAGGACGCCUGGCGUGUUUGCCACCCGGACUUCAAGCGCCCAUUUUCCUCCCUCGAAGACGCCUGUGAGAGGUUAUUGCCUUAUCAUGUGGUAGCUGAUUACGAGGCGGAGGAAGAUGAUAGAAUCCUUGACUCUGAUACAACAGGCCAACUGCCAUCUCGCUCUCAGCAGUGGGAUCACAAUAUAUCUGUCAAAGUCGCAGAGUUUACAGCAACAUUUGAGAAGCAGGCUCUGGCCUUCAACAUUAUCUCUCGCAAACGGGCUGUUGGGGAGUUCAGGUCUGAGGAGAGAAUGAUGAUAGAGCAAGCUUUGUGCCAAGAGGAGAAACGGGCGUAUUUGGAGUUGAAAAAUGAGUUGGAAUCAAGAGAGAAAGCUGGUCGGGAGGCUCACGAAGCUAAAAUGCGAAUGGCUGCCUUUGUUCAGGCAGAGCAAGCAAGGGCCGAGUCACAAGCUCACGCUGAAAUGAUGGCUCGAGGUCCAAUAAGGUCAAAUUCGCAUAGUUCACAGGGCAAUGAUAUUUCAAGUGGUCAUAAUAUGGGUGAGCAGGAACAUGGAGUCAAUACAGACGAGAUGAUCAAUGGGUGGGGAAACAAUUCUCAGAGAGAUGAGAAGGAGCCUUCUGAAGAUUUUUUGAAUGAUGAGGAGACCGAUAAUGGAGAAACAGGCACCCAGGAUGGGUGGCGGGAAGUUGGGGAGUUUGAUUUAAACUCAAGAUAAAAACUCUUGGUUAGUUUUAGUAAUGAUAUGAGGGAGCAAUGAAGAAUGAAUCUGCUUUGACAUUGUAACUGUGAAAACCAUUCUUCUUUUUUGUUUUGUUUGAGAGAUUCAUCCACUAGCCAAAAAAAAAAAAAAGCAUGGCUUUGGUCCAACUUUAAUAGUUACUUAUUUGGACUUAAGGAUGAUGUAGAUUGUAUAGUUUUAGCUUCGUAAUCACAAAAUUACAUGGAAUUCUAUAUGUUUUUUUUCAUCAAAAA
Messenger RNA from Cannabis sativa, 1485 nucleotides. RefSeq lists its product as uncharacterized. Gene Ontology annotation, biological process: positive regulation of DNA-templated transcription. Lineage: Eukaryota; Viridiplantae; Streptophyta; Magnoliopsida; Rosales; Cannabaceae. The record is from RefSeq and is a predicted model, not a curated record. Bases 80 to 1228 code for a protein of 382 amino acids. Gene Ontology annotation, cellular component: SWI/SNF complex. The transcript is spliced from 2 exons.